This is a messenger RNA of Cryphonectria parasitica EP155, 972 nucleotides long. RefSeq lists its product as uncharacterized. The record is from RefSeq and is a predicted model, not a curated record. The transcript is spliced from 3 exons. The coding region runs from base 118 to 783 and encodes 221 amino acids. Lineage: Eukaryota; Fungi; Ascomycota; Sordariomycetes; Diaporthales; Cryphonectriaceae.
ACUCGUAAUUGAGUGAGUUAUAUUAUUCCAGGACCCCUAUAAGUAGCGAUAUUCGACAAGGGACUCCAGUCUGAGAACUCUACAGUAAUCCUACUCGUCCAGCAUUCAAUCUUCAUUAUGUACAAAUGCACCGCCAUCCUCCUCCUUUCGUGCCUGCGCCUAUCCAGAGCAAAAUUUAUCAACCACCGACAACGUCUCACACCGCCACCAGAAUGCGACGUCAUCCCCGUCUGGGAGGUGACCACCUUUGAAUGGUUCAACUCGUCUCACAACCUAGACUGCGCCGACGAGUCUAACGUCCCCAACGUCUGCAUAAACAGCACCGCCUCAGGCCAAGCAAUCCCCUGCGACAGCAACGCCGGCCCUUGCCUCGAAUGCGGCCUCGAAGCAUGCCUCGUCGGCCUCCCCUUGCAGCCGGCCGGCUAUGGCCCCCCGGACAACAUUACCAUCGGCAUCGCCUCCACGUACCCGUGGUACUCGAGCUGCGCCGAGACGAACCCACAGGCCAUUCGUCGUUGGGAGGUCGGUGACGGUAUUGUGUUUUGUGGCGGGGUAGCAUAUUAUGUAAACUUUAUUGGUGAUAGCAACUCAGCUGUUGGCCCUGGACAUAUUGACUUUGACCCUAUCACUUCGUGGGAUUGUACAAAUGGGAGCACUAUCACGGCUAGUGGGAGCGUGGACUUUGAAAUCGCCUGCACGAGGGAUGCGUAUAACAACGCCACCUGCGUGAUCCCUGCGAACAAGACGGUCAUCAUCCCAAUCCUGUCGUACACCAUUGACUAGGACCGAUUGUUGGAGAGUUCUCAGAGUUAGGAUCUGUGGCCAUGAUGUGGUAAAGGGGACCAGGUCAUUGUAGUGAGUAGGGGAUCAGGGCAUUGAACCUCAAGCUCCCGACAAUCAACCACACACGACUAGUAUGUAAAGCACACAUACAACAGACAGACCAGAUUUUCAAGAUCUCCACGAACCCCC